Akanthomyces muscarius is the source of this 1377-nucleotide messenger RNA. RefSeq lists its product as uncharacterized. Gene Ontology annotation, molecular function: structural constituent of nuclear pore. Gene Ontology annotation, biological process: nucleocytoplasmic transport. The transcript is spliced from 3 exons. The coding region runs from base 1 to 1377 and encodes 458 amino acids. Gene Ontology annotation, cellular component: nuclear pore. The record is from RefSeq and is a predicted model, not a curated record. NCBI's taxonomy places the organism in Eukaryota, Fungi, Ascomycota, Sordariomycetes, Hypocreales, Cordycipitaceae.
AUGUCCCUGGCGCGCUCAGCCAGCGGCCCAGGCGGUUUAACAAUCAACACUGGCGCCGCUAACACCCUAACGCCCUCGUCCCAACCUCAAUCGACCGGUGGGCUUUUCGGAUCCGCAACCACAAAUAACAACUCCAAUCCGGCGACCGCGACCGGUGCGAUGGCGACCGCAGGUGGACUCUUUGGCGCGGCGGGAGCGCAGCCAAAGACGGGCCUAUUUGGAGCAUCGACAACGACACAAGCGCCAGCGAGCGGUGGCGGGCUCUUUGGCAACAGUACGGCGACACCCUCCGCACAGCAGCCGCAACAAGGGCAGGCAGCACCAGCAUCGGGCGGUCUCUUUGGCAAUGCAGUGUCGCAGCCCAAGCCUGCUGGCAGUCUAUUCGGGGGAGCUGCUGCGCAACCGGCGACAAAUACGACGAACACAACAAACACAGGCCUCUUUGGCGGUGGCUCUGCAACGACGCAGCAACCUGCUCAAACAGGCGGCGGGCUUUUUGGCAACACACAGCAGGCGGGGGCUACUGCAGGUGCUUCAGCCUUUGGCCAGCCCCAAGCAAAGCCAUCUGGCGGACUUUUUGGCCAAAGUCAGCAACCAACACAAGCAGCGAACCAGGUUCCCGCGGUCCAGAUCAACUAUGACAACUUGCGUCCGCGAUCCCGAUUCGACGACCUGGCCCAACCGAUCCAAGACGAGGUGGCGCUGAUAGACAAAGGUAUCCAGCGCGUCAUGAAGAUGAGCGACGAGAUUGGCGAAUUUAUGCCCCAGCACGAAAAAGAUAUACAGCAGCUGGGCAACGACGUCAAGUAUGUCGAGUCGAAAUUCCUCAUGGUACAGGAAGCCCUCAACCGCGACAUCCAGACGGUCAAGAGCCUGCAAGACGUGACCAAGAAGAACAUUGGCGACGCGCAGCUCUCGUUCAAGGCCGCGGACAACCUGAAGCUCCCCAGCCACUAUCACCAGACAGGCCUGUUCGCAGGCUCUACCCCGUCGGCCGGCUCCAACGACGCCGACGCGUCGUCUACGCACUCGCACGCCCAAGACCUCAUCACAUACUUUAACCGCAUCUGCGACGACGUGGAGAGGUACAAGAAGCGGCUGGACGACUACCGCGGCGAGAUUGAGCGUGACAUGCCCGGCGUCGAGAACGGGCUGUACGAGCAGAUUCGAAGCUUCCGGGACCGCAACGCCGCCAUGAAUGGCAACGGCGGCGGCGGCGGCGGUGCUGUGCAGGAUCAGCUCAACCAGGUGCUCUCGGCGCUGCGAGAGACGGGCAACGCGAUUGUCGCCCAGGCCGGACAGAUUGCGGACACGCGCGAGCGCUUAUCCCGCCUCCAAGCUGGCUUCAUCGACAGCGGACUCUAUGCGAGCAACUAA